This is a messenger RNA of Penicillium mononematosum, 462 nucleotides long. RefSeq lists its product as uncharacterized. Lineage: Eukaryota; Fungi; Ascomycota; Eurotiomycetes; Eurotiales; Aspergillaceae. The record is from RefSeq and is a predicted model, not a curated record. The coding region runs from base 1 to 462 and encodes 153 amino acids. The transcript is spliced from 2 exons.
AUGAAGGCUUCUUUCAUUCCAAUUGUUUUCUCUCUCGCUGGUGCCGCCUUCGCCGCUCCAGCUCCUGGGUCCCGAGUCUACCCUUACAGCAUCGGCGACCUUUCCCUCAAGCACACUAUUGAGGGAGACACCUGGGAUAUGAAAUUCUACCUUAUUUCCCGGAGCCCCAUGGGCGAGGCUCUUGAGACGACCACCUGCCACACUGGUUGGACAAAUGGCACACUUCCUGUCGGCCCCAACAACCCCGAGGCUUGCGCUGACCCCGCCUACUCCUUCUUUUUCCCCGCUGGUGCUUCCGAUGCCGAGAAGUACGAAAUCGCCGCUGAGGGCCCUGCUGGAACAGCUGUUAAUAUCAUUGAGUCUGGUUACAAGUACCAGUGUGGCCCUUACACAGGCCCCGUUGGUAAUGUCGAUAUUGAGUGCAAGACUAUCAAUGGUGGAGAAUUCUACCUUUACCAGUAA